CUUAUAUAAACAAUUCCCUUUCCCUAGCCCAUAACCAUUCAUUUCCCAAGAAAAACAAAAAGAAAUAGAAAACCAAAACCCCUCCUUUCAAAUUCCUCUGUUUUUUCCCCUGAAUUAACAUUCAUAAUCAAGAAAUGGCCAACAUAUCUCCAAGAAAACUAAGAGAUGAUCUUUAUUGUUACUCUUAUCAACAAGACUCAAGCUUACCAUUAGUAAUCUCAGUUCUUGCUUCUCUAAUUGAGAGGAAUUUAGCAAGGAAUGAAAGAAUAGCCAAAAAUUGUACAUGGGCAUUGUCCAAGAAUGUAAGAACAAGAGUAUUUGAUUGUCAUGAAACACCAGACAUGACAAUACAAUCUUAUUUAGAGAGAAUAUUUAGGUACACAAGAGCUGGACCAUCAGUCUAUGUUGUUGCUUAUGUAUAUAUUGAUAGAUUCUGUCAACUCUAUCCUGAGUUCAGAAUUAGUCCAAGAAAUGUACAUAGGCUUCUCAUUACAACUAUUAUGGUUGCUUCUAAGUAUGUUGAAGACAUGAAUUAUAGGAAUUCAUAUUUUGCAAGAGUGGGAGGAUUGACAACAAAUGAAAUGAACAAAUUAGAGAUGGAGUUUUUGUUUAUGAUGGGGUUUAAGUUUCAUGUGAAUGUGAGUGUUUUUGAGAGCUAUUGUCGUCAUUUGGAAAGGGAAGUGAGUAUUGGAGGAGGCUAUGAAAUUGAGAGGACUUUAAGAUGUGCUGAGGAAAUCAAAUCAAAACAAAUAGAAGAAAGAAGUUGUUGUAGCCAAAUUACUAGAGUUUUGUUGUAACUCAAAUUUUACAAAUUGGAGUUUUUUUUUGUUUUUUUUUUUUCAAUUACAAAGUGUAAAUAUUAGUACUAUGUAAAGGAGUUUUGACAAUUUUUGCUAUGUAAAAAAAGCAUAGUAGAAGUUCUCAGAUGUGACAAAGUUUUGUUGUUACUUUCUGCAGUGAAAAUGUUGUGGCUAUAGUGGUUGAAUUUGAAAAUCAAUUUAAAGUAUGUCAAUACACAUUGACAUCA
Messenger RNA from Solanum tuberosum (potato), 1027 nucleotides. Its product is annotated as cyclin-U2-2. Bases 135 to 797 code for a protein of 220 amino acids. Gene Ontology annotation, biological process: regulation of cyclin-dependent protein serine/threonine kinase activity. The record is from RefSeq and is a predicted model, not a curated record. Gene Ontology annotation, molecular function: protein kinase binding. The transcript has 2 exons. Lineage: Eukaryota; Viridiplantae; Streptophyta; Magnoliopsida; Solanales; Solanaceae.